CAUGUUUACAUUAACUUACAAAAUACAAAUACUGAAUGCCUACAACCAAAAACUUUAAGAUUGUCAUUCAACAUCAUAGUUUUAUGUUAACUUUAGUAUCAUGUUAUAAUCCUAAUUCUAUUAUUUACAAUGCGGCGUAGUCAAGCCCCAAGCCAACUUGGUUCUAGUGAUAGUGUGUUCAAAAGUCCUUUGAUGAAUUAUUCACGCCGAAAGAAGCGGGAAUGUACAAAAAUACCUCUCGCCCAGAAAUCGCUGUCACAAACUUUAAAUAAUUCAGACCACGAGAAUCUGAUUCGGCAGAUACUGAGUAAACCUUUCAAAGUACCAUUACCAAAUUAUGUGUCGUCAUAUUGUGGUAAAAGUUUAGGUUUAAAACGCACACAACUUAGACGAGCACUGCACGAUCCAGAUGAACCAAAUGCUCUCGUUCUAUAUCGGCCACCAUAUAUUCCAGAACAUGAAAAGAUGAAAAUGAAUCCAAAUGACAUUAAAGUAGCAGUUGUUGUUGAUCCUGUUCUAGGAAACAUUCUUAGGCCUCACCAAAGAGAAGGAGUCACAUUUAUGUAUAAUUGUGUCACAGGAAACCAAAUCGAAAAUGCAUAUGGGUGUAUUAUGGCUGAUGAGAUGGGUCUAGGUAAAACUUUGCAGUGUAUAACAUUACUUUGGACACUUUUACGGCAAGGGCCUGAUUGUAAACCAACUAUAAGCAAAGCUAUUAUUGUCUGUCCUAGCAGUUUAGUAAAGAACUGGUCUAGUGAGAUACAAAAGUGGCUCGGACAGAGAAUAAAUUCCUUACCAAUGGAUGGGGGCUCAAAAGCUGAUAUAACUCUCAAAUUACAACAAUUUAUGAACACUUACAAUGCAACUAGAGUUGCAACUCCAGUUCUUAUUAUUUCAUAUGAAACAUUUAGAAUAUAUAGCGCUAUUCUACAUUCAUCAGAAGUGGGUUUAGUACUUUGUGAUGAAGGGCACAGGUUAAAGAACAGUGAGAAUCAAACUUAUCAAGCCUUGAUGGGACUUAAAGCAAAAAGGCGAAUAUUGAUUUCAGGGACACCAAUUCAGAAUGAUUUGACUGAAUAUUUCAGUUUAGUACAUUUUGUUAAUGAAGGAAUACUUGGCACAGCUCAGGAAUUUAAAAAGAGAUAUGAGAACCCUAUUCUAAAAGGCCAGGACGCUUUAGCAUCGGACACAGAGAGAGAAAGGGCACAGGAAUGUCUUCUUACUCUUACUACAAUAGUCAACAAAUGUAUGAUUAGAAGAACAAGCAGCUUACUAACUAAAUACUUGCCGGUCAAGUUUGAACAAGUAAUAUGUGUUAAAAUGACUCCGUUACAAGCUCAAAUAUAUAAAAACUUCAUAAACUCUGAUGCAAUACGCAACAAGUUCUCUGGUAAAGGAGAAAAGAAUACUCUAAGUGCAUUAUCCAGUAUUACGACAUUGAAGAAGUUAUGCAAUCAUCCAGAUUUAGUUUAUGAUAAAAUCAUGGAACAGUCGGAAGGGUUUGAAAAGGCUAGGGAUCUCCUUCCAAGUAAUUAUGACAUUAAAGAUGUCAGACCUGAGUAUUCCGGCAAAUUAAUGAUUCUUGACUGUAUUUUAGCAAAUCUUAAAACAAAUACUGAUGACAAAAUUGUCCUUGUUUCAAAUUAUACUCAGACAUUAGAUCUUUUUGAAAAAUUGUGUCGCAAAAGACAGUAUCUGUAUGUACGUUUGGAUGGAUCAAUGACAAUAAAAAAGAGAGCUAAGGUUGUUGAAAGUUUCAAUGAUAAGAACUCCAAGGAAUGGAUUUUUAUGCUUAGUUCAAAAGCUGGAGGGUGUGGCUUGAAUCUCAUAGGUGCUAACCGUUUAAUUAUGUUUGAUCCUGAUUGGAACCCUGCGAAUGAUGACCAGGCAAUGGCAAGAGUCUGGCGAGAUGGACAGAAAAAGCCUUGUUUUAUCUAUAGGCUACUAGCAACUGGCACUAUAGAGGAAAAAAUUUUCCAACGUCAAGCUCAUAAAAAAGCAUUAAGCGACACAGUUGUUGAUCAAAAUGAAGAGUCUUUGCGUCAUUUCACAUCUGAUGAUCUCAAAGAUUUGUUCCGUUUAGAAGAAAAUACUUUAUCGGACACUCACAGCAAGUUUAAAUGUAAGAGGUGUGUGAACAAUAUUCAAAUAUCUAUGCCACCUGAAAACUCUGAUUGUACUUCGGAUUUAUCAAACUGGUACCAUAGUGCUGACAAGAAAAAUCUAGCAGAUUUAGUUUUAAAACAAUGCUGGGAUCUGGCAAAGAGUAUUUCAUUUGUGUUUCACCAUCGUUCUGCCAAAACUGAGGCACAAGAUAAAGAAGAAAACAAAGAGAAUAUACAAUCCAGUAAAAGAAGAAAGCUGGAAAUUGAUGAGGAUUAUUCUGAACCGGAACAUAGUAGUGAUGAAGAUUAUGAAUAGUUUUGUAUGGUUUUAAAUAUCAUUUGCAGUUAGAGCUACAUUAUUAAGAAUGAAAAGAAUCAAAAACAAAAGAGAUUGUUGACACAAUAGUGAAGAGUCUCAGACCGUAAGUUUUAUCUGGAUUAAUUCCACUAUAUGUUAACAUGUGAUAAUAUAUAUUUAAGUAUAUUUCAUAUUAAAGAAACUUGUCCACAGAUCAAGUAUACAAAUUAGAGUUUAAAGGAUAAUAGUAAUUGUGUGACAUUGAAAUAAGUGUAAAGAUAGUAUUGAGUUAGUUAUAUAAUAAGAGUUGUUUUGUUUUAUAAAUUAUGAAUUGCAAUAUAUUUCUGAUAUAAUA
Molecule: messenger RNA, 2758 nt
Organism: Leptidea sinapis
Lineage: Eukaryota; Metazoa; Arthropoda; Insecta; Lepidoptera; Pieridae
Gene: okr
Product: DNA repair and recombination protein RAD54-like
Exons: 1
Coding region: 130-2421 (763 amino acids)
Biological process (GO): double-strand break repair via synthesis-dependent strand annealing; reciprocal meiotic recombination
Cellular component (GO): nucleus
Molecular function (GO): ATP-dependent chromatin remodeler activity; ATP binding; DNA translocase activity
Source: RefSeq, a predicted model, not a curated record